UAAAAUACAAGUCACGUGUGCGCCAUGGAUUUGAUGCGAACGGUGUCGGGUCUAUCCUGUCAAUUCGGGAACGUCCCUCAAAAGCGAAACUUGACAAUGGGAAACUGAAAUCCGAAAACAGAAAGCACAGCGCAAUCGGAAAACCAUAGCUACUAGGGCGUACCGUAUCGAUAUUUCCGCAACGCAGCACCUCUUCAGCACCCUCUCUCCGUCAUAUUGAGUUUUAUCCCGGCUUAUUUCGUGAGGAAACACAAAGCCCUGGAAGCGUUGAGCAAACCCCACUACCACCAACCACCGUACCCGAUAAACACCCACGCACAGCACCGAAACCGACAGCAGACUCGCUAAGAUGCAGAAAGCAAAAGUCAGGGGAGCCAACAUGAUGAUGCGGCGCAGGCCACGUGUCCUGGAGCACGACAAAAUCAGGACUUGGAAGAUCUUUGAGGGUGAUCAAGUCAAAAUCGCAACCGGAAAAUACGCAGACGUCGGCAAAACCGGCACAGUCACGCAGGUCCUAAAGGACAUUAACUCGGUAAUCAUUGAAGAGCUGAAUCAAAAGAAGAAACACAUGCGUCCGAACGCCGAGCAGCCAAAGGGAAGCGUGGUCUUUAAAUCCACGCCGGUUAAAUACUCUCAUUUGCAAUUGGUGGAUCCGCAGGACGGCACCGCCAUCCCCCUCCGCGACCUCAAACUAAUAACCCCCCUCCCCGCCCGUCUCCACAACAACCCCACCACGAAACAGCUCUCAAAGCAACGGCUGCACAUCCAACGGCCCACGGAAGAAGGCGCCGAACCCAUCAAGAGGCUCAUCAGCAUCCCGGAGCCCAACGACCGGUUCGCUAACCGCCCGAAAGGCGUGUUGGAUACGCCAAGGACUGUGGUGGAAACGGUGACGUUUACGCCGGUGUUGGGGGUGAGCCCGUUUCCAAAUGCGUUUUUGAAUGAGUUGGAGAGGAUGAGGAGGAAGAAUAGGGAGAGCAUGGCUUGUUAGGGGAAUAUGGGGGUGGUGGAGGGGUGGCCUGCGCACUCUAUAUGCGGAUGGGCACUCUGGGCUGUUGUAUCAUAUCGUAGACAUAGUGAUAUUUAUUUGCAAUAGGAGCUCGCAAUACACAACGAGGACUCCCUUUCAUCCGGCA
Messenger RNA from Fimicolochytrium jonesii, 1136 nucleotides. RefSeq lists its product as uncharacterized. Gene Ontology annotation, biological process: translation. Lineage: Eukaryota; Fungi; Chytridiomycota; Chytridiomycetes; Spizellomycetales; Powellomycetaceae. Gene Ontology annotation, cellular component: ribosome; mitochondrion. The record is from RefSeq and is a predicted model, not a curated record. Gene Ontology annotation, molecular function: RNA binding; structural constituent of ribosome. The transcript is spliced from 3 exons. Bases 350 to 991 code for a protein of 213 amino acids.